Molecule: messenger RNA, 728 nt
Organism: Stylophora pistillata
Lineage: Eukaryota; Metazoa; Cnidaria; Anthozoa; Scleractinia; Pocilloporidae
Molecular function (GO): calcium ion binding
Source: RefSeq, a predicted model, not a curated record
UGACGUGCAAAGGUUCGUUUCAAUCCUGUGCAGAAAUUUAUAAAAGUCAAAGUUCACAGGAAAACAGAGCCUAUUCACUUCAGGUGGAUCACGGAAAGGUCAUGGUUUACUGUCACAUGACAGAUGACCUUGAGGGCUGCGGGUGCGGUGGAUGGACAAUGGUAAUGAAAAUGGACGGCAACAAGUCAACCUUCCACUUUGAUUCGCAACUCUGGAGUAACAUGAGUGACUUCAAUCCUCAAGGAGGGGAGACUGGGUUUGACUUUCAAGAGACCAAGCUUCCGACCUAUUGGAACACAUCCUUUUCUGAGAUCUGUCUAGGGAUGAAGAUUGGUAAUCUGUCCAGGUUCAUUCUCAUCAAAAAGCAAGCCAGCUCUUUGUACUCACUGAUCGCUGACGGACAAUAUCGUGACACGUCACUGGGUCGUAACACGUGGAAGUUGCUGAUUGGCUUCAAUGCAUCCUUGCAAUUAAAUUGUAACAAAGAAGGGUUCAAUCCCACUUCGAUGAAGAAAAAUAAUUCCAAAGCUAGAAUCGGUAUCAUCUCCAACGAACAUAAAAAUUGCGGCACUUGUGAUUCCAGAAUUGGCUUUGGCACAGGUGGGUAUGGAGACGACUCCAACACGUGUGGGAACGAAGCAAAGCACCGUUCAGAUAAUGGAGACAAACACAUCAAGGCCAUGGGGUACAUCUUGGUUCAGUGACAAAGAAAUCGAUCUAAUCUUCAC